This is a messenger RNA of Poecilia latipinna (sailfin molly), 2020 nucleotides long. Its product is annotated as SLAM family member 5. The record is from RefSeq and is a predicted model, not a curated record. The coding region runs from base 213 to 1055 and encodes 280 amino acids. NCBI's taxonomy places the organism in Eukaryota, Metazoa, Chordata, Actinopteri, Cyprinodontiformes, Poeciliidae. Gene Ontology annotation, cellular component: cell-cell junction; membrane. The transcript is spliced from 6 exons.
ACACACCGUCUGUGUGGGACAAAACUGAAGUUUAAACUCAACAUGUCUGGAUGUUUGUAUGGCAUUUAAUGUGUUUGAUUAACAAACACUUCCAGUGUGUAACUAUAUCUUGAUCUAGCUGUUGGUGCGUUCUCAUGCGUCGUUGCGGAAGUUAAAGCGGGAACUCUACUCUCCUUUAAGUCAUCGCUGUCUAUUGUCUGGGCGCUGCAGCAAUGAGAUUUAUCGUCCUUUUCCUGUUGUUUCAAGGGCUGCAGGUUAAAGUUCUUGGUCAGUUCAGCUCCACAACCACAGUCAUUGGGUACGUAGGUGAAACCAUUACCUUGCCAGCCAAAGCCUUCAAAUCAUGGACUCUGGCUAGAAUUGACUGGUCAAUAUUGCACAACUUCACCUGGAUUGCAACAUGGGACCAAGAAGGUGUAAAUACUGAACGUCGCCCAGAAUACAGAGGGAGGCUCUCACUUAACACGACAACAGGGGAUUUAACGAUGCGAGAUCUUAGGUUACGUGAUGCCAUGCAUUACAAUGUGGACCUCCUCAACAGUUCAAAUUACAACCAAGUAAACCGGGUCUAUCUAGUAGUGAAAGAACGCCUCAAGAAACCGACCAUACAGCUCAACCAAUAUUUCACAAAAAGCGAAAAUGGCUGUGUUUUGGUGCUCAACUGUUCUUCUCCUGUUACCGGCGUUGCCUUCUACUGGGAGAUCGAGCCUUCGUGUGAUCACUGCAGCAACAAUUCUUCAAGUGACACUUCAGAGCUUAUCGCCUUUUUCUCAACAAAACCAGACUCUGUAAAUCUCACCUGCAUUGUCAAGCGCGAAACGGACACCGAAUCAAACAAUUUGAUCUCUAAGAUUAAAGUACCAAUGGUCGAAGUCAAAUCCGAUUGUGGCUACAUGUUCGCUUGUGGAUUCAUCACUGCAUUUCUGAUUGGGAUGGUGGGGAUUUUACUUUACCAGUUUAGAGGUAAGAUAAUCGAAAUAUUCCAGCAGCAUGUAGGACCAGGUAAUUUGCACCAGACGGGACCCAAAGUUCAGCCGGAGAGUGUGACUUUCUGAAAAUAAAAGUCCUAAAUUUGACAUGGUUGUUUUAAAAGGAGUAGAGUGCUGUUCGGCUGUUUAAACAAAACAAAACAAAACAAAUAAAAGAUCUAUUUUAAUAUUUCUUUUUAAAUGUUAACUAUAGCAAAGAAACAAUGGUUGAGAUGAACAGUAGUGAAAACCUUUUACCAGAAUAACAUAAUCACUCAAACUGUAACAUUCCGUCAGUCCAUUCAUCUUUGGUCGGAUAUCUGAGUUUCAGAUAUUCUAAAAUAUUCAUUUCACAUGUCUGGUCUACAUUAUCAUGCCUGAUUUCUCAUGUUUUUUUUUUAUAUUGAGCUUUUUUGAAUUGAGAAACUGCUGUGUUUUUAUGGUCUCAGGGAAUAAAUUUUAUCUACCCUACUUACUGUCACCACUUGAUGAAAUAAAACAUUUAUUGCACCCAAAUGAUGCAGUAUGGAGAAGUCACAUAUUUGCAUAUUAAGUUAGCACUACCCUGGGCUGGCCCACGGUUGUAUGAGCACAUAUGCAGUAUUUGAUGUGGGGCUCCACUUCUUCAUAAUGUCCCGCAGCACUAGCUGUGUUUCAGUUCAGAUUUGCUGGAAUCUGCCAGAGAGGGCCGAGUUUAAUUGGUUGACCAUAAAGGUAAUCAAUGGUUGUUGCUUGUUGGUUGUAGCUCUGAUGGAUUUGAACAUACACAAAAAUUUUAUUUAUCAGAUUUUAACUUGAACACAGCAGCAAGACAAGACUUGACUUUCACUCAGGUUAUGCGUUCUUCAUGACUUCUGCUGCUAAUACUUUUCAUAUUCCUUUUUCUAUUACAUUUCUAUUGUAACAUUUUUCAAUGUCUCUAGAUCCAUCAAGAUUCCUCUUAUUGUCGCAUUUUUAUAUGAGAAUAGAGAGAGAGAAAGAGAGAGAGAGAGAUGCUGAUUUGGCCUGGCCAAAGUUCCAUUGGAUAAUUCCAAUGGAAAGUGCGACUGAUG